Acipenser ruthenus (sterlet) is the source of this 2940-nucleotide messenger RNA. Its product is annotated as pleckstrin homology domain-containing family J member 1-like. The transcript has 6 exons. Gene Ontology annotation, cellular component: recycling endosome; trans-Golgi network; early endosome. The record is from RefSeq and is a predicted model, not a curated record. Bases 456 to 905 code for a protein of 149 amino acids. NCBI's taxonomy places the organism in Eukaryota, Metazoa, Chordata, Actinopteri, Acipenseriformes, Acipenseridae. Gene Ontology annotation, biological process: retrograde transport, endosome to Golgi; receptor recycling; endosome organization.
AGCCAAUAUAUCGCAUAUCACAAACUACGUCAUCUGUAUAUCUAGUUCUAAAGCUCGUUUUUAGAAAGACAUGCUUAAUGCGAACGCGUACAUCGAGGUAAAGAUUCAUAUCGCGAUGUGACAAUUACAAAAAAAACAAAACAAUGUUUACCCAACAAAGUCCGAAUUAAAACAUUUCCGGGUUUGAAUAACAACUUUAUUGUCCUGCUGUGGUCGGGGGCAAGCAGGGCAAUCACUUAAACAAGGAAGAGUCUCCCUUGCGAAAGUAAUUCGUUAUCUUUAGUGGUUCGUGGAGAUGGGAUCCUUUACACGGGGCUCGGCUCGCUGAUCCUGACUGUAUUCGUACCCUGCCUGCCCGUAUCUCCCGCUGGCGUCUCCUGAGACUGCGGCGGAUCUGACCAAGAAUUUAAAAAAGGGAUGUGAAAACGCACUCGGGGAUUGAUAUCGGCGCCGCGAUGAGGUUCAACGAGAAAGAGCUGCUUUGUAUCUCGAAACAGCCGUCGGAAAAGGCGGCCGAGCUGGGAAUGAGGGGGCCGAAGAAGGGAGACGUGGUCAAGAGACGUCUGGUCAAGCUAGUGAUCAACUUCCUGUUCUACUUCCGGACAGAUGAGGAGGAGCCGGCUGGGGCCCUGCUGCUGGAGCAGUGCAAGGUGGAGCAGGAGGAACCCAUGGCCUUCUCAGUGGCCUUCCUGGACGAGUCGGAGAAGAAGUACCUGUUUGAGUGUGAGAGCAGCGAGCAGUGCCAGGAAUGGGUCGAGUCACUCACCAAGGCCAGCUACGAGUUCAUGAGAAGAAGUCUUAUGUUUUAUCGCAGUGAGAUUCACAAGCUAACGGGAAAGGACCCCCUGGAGCAGUACGGCAUAUCGGAGGAGGCACGCUUCCAGGUCAGCUCUCAAAGACCCUGAACCCCAAACCCCUUCACAUCGGGGGGGUACAAAGCACUGCAGCAGCACGUCACUGGCAAUCUGAACUGAUUUUAGUUGUUUUUAUAAGUGAGAAUUCUGUAGUUUCUGAAUGUUCUUUUUAAUGCCAUUAUUGUGACUUUUGUACCAGUUUUAUGAGCCAGUUGUUGAAUGAGAAAACUGGGAUAACGCAUGGGAUAAAGUAAAAAGAAAGAGGUGGGCUUUGUCCCUCAGUAGUUUAGUUUUCUCUCCCUUGUGUUUUUCCCCACGUCUGCCACCCUUCCACAGAUUUGCUAGACCUCUGGCAGCUGUAACCUAAAACACAUCAAUUAAAACUUCAGCUCCCUACUGAAAGUAGCUGUGUGAAUUAAAUAGUUUUGUUUUUAUGGCUUUUAAAGUGUUUUUUUUUUUCGUAUGUCUCAAACUUGCUUUAAUUCACGCGAGAUCAUUUUCAGUGCACACAAAUAUCACAGAAUUAAAUUUACAGAUUUACUCGAUCCUCUUUCGCAAGUGAUGGGAAACUGCAGAAACAAGAAUUCAAUCAGUUUCUGCUGUAGCAGACCCUAAUGUAAUGUAGCUGGAAUUAAGACAAUGUGCCGAACCAUCCACCGCUGUCCUCCGUUUCAGGCUGUUGUAAUUGUUUGAUGUGGGACCAGCCAAAGGCGAUUGUAAGGCUGGGCAGUGAUGUCAUAAAGGCCCUACAUCAAUCUAAAAGGGCCUGUCCACACUAUGCCUUUAAACCAGCUCAAAAGUGCUGAAUACGGUUAGCGUCCACACUACGCAGUGUCUAAUACCGGACUCGAGACCACCUCAGGGAGUUUGAAAUUAGAUCACAUAAGGUACUGUGGUUUGUUACAAGUCCGGACGCUGUAAUAUCAUACUGCGUUUUUUGUGUAUCCAGUAUCCAAAAACACUUGGGUAUGUUUGUUGAAAUACCUGAAGGACUUGCUGUCAGUGUACACUCAGCAAUGGGUAUGUUAUGCUUAAAUAAAAAAAAGUCUUUCAGGACAUCUCUGUUAAAACUAGCAGGGAAAACAGCAAAAGCACAAUGUUAAAUGAGGCGACUGCAAAAAUGAAAUGCGAGUUAGAAGAAGGAUCGUGAUGAACAAUUCACAUCAUUCGUCAGCUCUGUUUGAAAUAAAAUUAAGGGGACCAGAAUUAGGCGCAGGCAAGCUACGAAGGUAAAAACAAAGACUGUUUUGUAAUUAACAGCUUUUUUUCGGAGCUUAAUUAUGUAAACAGAAUCAUCUCAAUUUGAUUAAAAAUAAAACCUGAAAACUUCAAGCCCACUUGUGUACGUUCGUAUUUACUUUUUCCAAAAUACUUGUUUUAUUUCUUUUUAGCCAUAUGCACCUCUUUUAAUACGAAGCAUAACACAUUAUUUUAAAAUAAAAUACAGUGCAUGGUGGGAUGCUAUCGUAUUCCUUUCCACUGUUCAUUGCGCUGCUAGGAACUAACCGAACUAGCGUGUGGACGCAUGACAUCCGACUAAACGUGAAACGGUACUUCAGCGUGGACGCUUUGAGCUGAAUUAAUUCAAACGGUUUCGAGUACGGUUAUGUAGUGUGGACAGGGCCUAAGACUGGCCCUUGACCCCGUGUUGAGAGUUUGACACUUCUGCCCGGACAGGAAGGUAGAAGUGGACGCACAGGUCUGUCCAGUUCAGACAGCAAACAAAUUCACAGUCGUUGGUUCCGCCUUACAAGUUUACAAAAGGAGCAACAAAAAGAGGAUUUUUGUUGCUAUUGUUUUUCCCGUAUGAAAUGAGCCUCUUUUAAUAGUCUUGCUGUUGGGGAUGACUGGAGGCUAUAAGGGAUUGUUUGAUUGCAGCAGUAUUGUAGAGAUAAUAAGGGAAGAGCCCUUGAUGGUACAGGGUAGCGAUCACAUCCUUAUUUCUGUAAAUAGGGUGUUUUUUUUUCUAUUGAAUCCUUUCUUUUAAAGAUUACUGUAAUUUAGUUUGGCUACUGUAAAUGUUUUUUUCUUUUGUUAUCUGUGCAAUAUAUAUAUUUUUUAAAAUAAAACUUAAAAAGCAAGCAAC